Molecule: messenger RNA, 2847 nt
Organism: Lodderomyces elongisporus
Lineage: Eukaryota; Fungi; Ascomycota; Pichiomycetes; Serinales; Debaryomycetaceae
Exons: 1
Coding region: 1-2847 (948 amino acids)
Biological process (GO): chromatin remodeling; regulation of DNA-templated transcription
Cellular component (GO): nucleus
Molecular function (GO): ATP-dependent H2AZ histone chaperone activity
Source: RefSeq, a predicted model, not a curated record
AUGAGUGACUCAGAAGAUGAAGUAUUUGAAAGUUUGAUAGCCUCAAGAGCUAGACGAUCCAAUGCUGGAUCGAGAUUGAAACAGUUGAUUCAGUUGGAGGAAGAGGCGAACGAGAAACAAGAAUCCACUAAUAGAUUUACUACAGAGGACGACGAAAACGUCAACCUUCUUUUUCAAGAAGAUGCAGACGACGAAGAGUUUGUGGAUGAGGAGGAUGAGUUCGACAAUACGAAUUUGGAUGGACUCGAAGAAGAAGAAGAAGAAGAAGAAGCAGCAGAAGCAGAAGCAGAAGACGUCGUUGACAAAGGGGAGGAAGGCAAGAAUGCAAGAGCUACACUAAAUCAAGACGGUACUAAAAAGAGACAAAAUCAAGAUGGAGGCGAUGAUCAAGAAGAAAGUGAUGGAGCAGCUGCAAACUUGGAUGAACAGUUAUCGGAUUCCGAACUAUCUGCAACAGAUUCAGAUGAAAGUGAAGGGGAAAGGGAUUUAGAAAGACAAGAGAAAGCUAAACGACGGAAAAGGGCAAAGAAACUGUCAAUUAUCCCUACAAUCAAAAAAGUUCAGUCGACGACGCAGUCCUCAAUUCCUGCAAAGAAGAAAAGAAAACUUGAAUUAGUAACUUCGGAUUCGCUUUUAUCUCUAAAUCGGCGGUCGUCUUCACGAGCCUCUACUCUUGAAAACAAACAAGCGUUAAUUGGAAAACUAAAAGAAAGUGAAAAACGGAGGCAAAAGUAUGUUCAUGUUGAACGUAAAAAGGAGCGUGAAUUAUCUCAAGAGGAGCGACUUGCACAAGCUGCAGAGACAGAGAAGGAGAAUAUUGAGUCAUUAAAUCGUUUUAAAGAACAGGAAAUAAUAAAAAAGGAGAGACAGCGACUUUCGUUGUUGUCGAAGCGAAUUAAACUACAAAAUGUUUUAAGAAUAACGAGUCGUGAAACAUAUGUUACGCCCAUUGAAGAAGUUACAGAACAACGCCGAAUAUUAGAGCUAGAGUUGAAACAAAAGAAGAAGCCUAGUAGGAAAAGAAAGCCUUCAGCCUCAAAUAAGGCAGCGGCAUCAGUAAGCACUCCUCUGAGUGUGGAACAGUCAAAGGGAGAUAGUAAAAUGGAAGACCUGAAGGUUUCCGAGAAUGGUGACAAUUCCUCAACCGUCAUUAAGAUCGAGCCGGGUGAAAAAAAAGCAGAUCUGAAUGGUACCUUUUUACCGUUGGAGCUGAACGAUUCUGGACGUGAAGCUUCAAAGAUUAAAACUGAAGUUUCGAAUUCGGCAUAUACACCUAUGGUAGACAAAUCCAAGCUAUUAGAGACAGAGAAGGGUAAUGCAUCAAAUGCAUUGAAGGAAAAUAAUACUCUGGAGCAUGAAAUUGAGCACAAAGGUAGAGAUCAAGCAAAAAAUUCCGUUGAAAUGAUUGACCAAAAUGAAACACUAGAUGAGAAACAAGAUGAGAAACAAGAUGAGAAACAAGAUGAGAAACAAGAUGAGAAACAAGAUGAGAAACAAGAUGAGAAACAAGAUGAGAAACAAGAUGAGAAACAAGAUGAGAAACAAGAUGAGAAACAAGAUGAGAAACAAGAUGAGAAACAAGAUGAGAAACAAGAUGAGAAACAAGAUGAGAAACAAGAUGAGAAACAAGAUGAGAAACAAGAUGAGAAACAAGAUGAGAAACAAGAUGAGAAAAAGCAGUUGAAUUUAUCCCUAAGUGAAGAAUUAAAUAUCUCGUGUUCAGAUAAUGAAAACAAAACACAACAAGGCUCUAACGAAACAUUACCUGUUGGAACUGACACCAAGACAGCCCAUGAAAUUGAUCUGAAAAGUGAAAAUUCCAUCUUAGAAGAAAGUGGGGCCGACAUUGGUCAAGUAGAGAGUAUACACAACGAUAAGGGUACAAAUCCUAAAAUUGAAACGGACAAAACUCUAGCUACUGAAAAAUUGAUCAAAUCUUCUCCAAACGUAAAUGACGUUGCAGAUUUACAGCUUGAUCAAUCUGAUGAUGCUGAGCAGGCUAGCCGACUCGUGAAUGAUGCAGAUGACGAAGGUGCGAUUGCAGUAAAAAAAGUUAAAUUUGCCGAUGAACCCAUGGAAGAUCUUCCCUCUACCACUAAUUCAACACCACAGCCAAGUGGAAAUCAAACUCAAACUACCAAUGAAAAUGAUUUAGCCAACUCAGAAACUAUUAAGCCACCAGAGGUGUUUGAAGGUCCAGCUCAGCGAGUAGCUCGUAACAGUAUUAGCUUGCUUGAUUUUGAAGAUAAACGAGAAUUCAGACUCAAUCCACAAAACAUCAAAACCAUUCUCCUUGGUAAGCAAUCUUUGUUGCCAGCAUCGAGAAGGUCGAAUGAUGUCAAGACCAUUUUUCGGAUUGGGAAAAAGACAAACCCAUAUGCUACAAUUAACGAGAGUAAGAUUGGUGGCUAUGAUGGUAAGUUCGAUGAAUUGUUGAUUUCUGCGGCAAAGAUUGAUGAAAAUGAUCCAUUGUUUGAUGAGUUACGAAAGUUGCCGCGUUUGGGUGUGAAGCAAGACAUUGUGGAAGUAUCUGAGGAUGCAGAAGAAAAAGAAUCAACAGAGAUUGUAAUCAAAACAGAAGCUCCAACUGGAAUGUAUCUUCCUAAUGGUAAUAGGAAAGCAUGCAUGAUCACGGGUACAGAGGUGAAAUACUUUGAUCCUUCUACUGGAAUACCAUACAGUUCUGUUGAAGCGUACAAAGUUUUGAAAUUAAUAGAAAAAGGGCAAGCUCAAUGGUUGAGCUUAGACAAUGAUGUAAAUGAUACAGGCACCGUGGACUUGUAUUUGGGCUUAAGAGGAGAAAGUGCAAGACAUGCCAAGGGAGUACCGCCAGGCUUUGCUGCUUGA